This is a messenger RNA of Mya arenaria, 816 nucleotides long. RefSeq lists its product as uncharacterized. Gene Ontology annotation, molecular function: protein binding. The transcript is spliced from 5 exons. The record is from RefSeq and is a predicted model, not a curated record. The coding region runs from base 1 to 816 and encodes 271 amino acids. Lineage: Eukaryota; Metazoa; Mollusca; Bivalvia; Myida; Myidae.
AUGGUUAACAGUCACAUUAGGACAUACAUGCCAUAUCCCCCGUCGGGGGAAAAAUUCCCCGGAAUUCCGACCCAUCCCCUGGUCCCCCUUCUCGUCAGCUGUUUACUUAAUAUCGCGCUCGGACAAAGCGUGAACGAGGAUAAUGUUCGGUCGAAGCCUUUUGAGGAGAGACUCAGUCGAUUAGAGGAGCUAGUUGAUAUCCAGUCACAGACAAUUGCGGAACUGCGGGAGGACAAUACUAACCUAAGGGAGACAUGUCUCAACUCUGCACUUGCGUUGGAAUCGCCACAUCUGUCUAGAAGAUACAGUUAUGAACAGGUUGCGUUUUACGCCUACCUCAGCCAGGGUAAAUGCUACAAUGUACACGAGACGUUUAUUUUCGACAUUGAGGUGCUAAACACCACCGACAGUUACUCCAUUCAUGAUGGCAUUUUCAUCGUCCCGACCAAUGGGGUCUACGCUUUCUCGUUCAAUGUUGUUCCUGAUUUCUGGCAUUAUACGCAGGCUGAGCUGGUGGUUAACGGACAGGUGAAGGCCAGAGUCGUUGGAGACUCUCAGGAAAAUCACGAUAUUCACCCUGCUUCAUCCACGACCGUCCUUGCACUACAGAACAAUGACCAUGUCUACGUCAAACAUAACCUCAACGAGAGCGAUCAAGUUCAAGCACCCACUCAACAACGAGAGCGAAAAGGGCAAGGACCCACUCAACAACGAGAGCGAUCAAGGUCAAAGCCCCACUCACCAACGAGAGCGAUCAAGGUCAAAGACCCACUCACCAGCGAGAGCGAUCAAGGUCAAACAGACACUAAACGAUAG